Molecule: messenger RNA, 459 nt
Organism: Plasmodium cynomolgi strain B
Lineage: Eukaryota; Apicomplexa; Aconoidasida; Haemosporida; Plasmodiidae
Product: translation initiation factor EF-1
Exons: 1
Biological process (GO): translational initiation
Cellular component (GO): cytosol
Molecular function (GO): ribosome binding; RNA binding; translation initiation factor activity
Source: RefSeq, a predicted model, not a curated record
UGACUAGGCAGAGCAAUUUAUUUAUAACCCCAGGAAGUAACAAAGUACACACGCAAAAAACCUACUAUGGGUUGCCCCAAAAUGUGAACAGGUGGACCACAUGGAGGAGGACAGGCAAGAGAAUUCCCCAUAGGAACGUUAAUGUGAUAUAUAACAGGGUGAAAGAUAGCGACGUUGUAAAGGAAAGAGAAAGUGAUACAAUCGAAAUGAACGGAGUAGUGGACCAAUGUCUGGCGAACACCAACUUUGUGGUUCGAAUUCCAAAUGGGGAAACCUUUUUGUGCUUCAUCUCAGGAAAAUUGAGAAUCAAUAAAGUGAAAAUCAACCUGGGGGACAUGGUCAAAAUACAGAUACAUAAAUUGAACUUUGAGAAGCGCAGGGGGAAAAUUGUCUUUAGGUAUCUGCAGCACGCCGCACUGGGGGGGAAGAAGCGGUGGAGUGGUGAAGCGGUGGAGUGGU